GCAUCCCCGCGGGCAGGCAGCGCGGCGGGCAGCUGCGCGCGGACACUGCGGGAGGCCCCCGCGGCGCCGCCCGCCCUGCGCGGGCCGGUGGCGGUGCCGGGACCGGGAUCAGAGCCGGGAGCAGCACCGGGAGCGGGGCGGGGAUGCGGCUGCGGUGCGAGGUGGAGGUGCUGAGCCAGCUCCUGCCCAGCUGCGGGCUGCAGGGCCGCGGCCGCGCGGCGCGGGCGCUGGUGUCGCUGGGGCGGCCGCCGGGCGGUGGCGGUGGCGGUGUUUACCUGAUGGUGUGCACGGCGCGGGACCGCACCGGGGCCCGCUACAAGGUGCAGCAGAACGUGGAGCGGCUCUUCACGAGGUUCGUGGAGCAGGGAAAGGCCACGGUGCGGCUGCGGGAGCCCGCGGUGGAUCUGCGCCUCAGCAAGGCAAAUGCCAGCGAUUUAAAGACUUUCCUUUCAGCCCUGAGACUGGCUCACCAAGGCACCGACGCCGGAGUUCUCCCUCUCUCCCCUCUGGUCCCGGCAAAGAACUCGGAAGUGGAAAAACCCAAGACGAAAAUGAUCAUAACUUCCAGGAGGGACUAUCCCCUCACCAAGAGCUUCCCUUACUCCCUGGAACACCUGCAGACCUCCUACUGCAAACUGGCCCGGGUCGACACGCGCGUGCUCUGCCUGAAGAAGCUCCGGAAGCUGGACCUGAGCCACAACCACAUCAAGCAGCUGCCGGCGACCCUCGGGGACCUGGUGUGUCUGCAGGAGCUGGACCUGCACGACAACCACCUGGAGUCCUUCAGCGGGGCCCUGUGCUGCUCCAGCCUGCAGAAAUCCCUGCAGUUCCUGGACCUGAGCCAGAACCGGCUCCGAGCGCUGCCCCUGGAGUUCUGUGAGCUGCGGGGGCUGGUCAACGUGAAGCUGGAUGACAACGAGCUGGUGCGGCUGCCCUGCAGGGUCGGGCAGCUCGGCCGCCUGCGCUUCCUGUCGGCCGCGCGCAACAAACUGCCCUUCCUGCCCAGCGACUUCAGGAGGCUCUCUCUGGAGAACCUGGACCUCUUUGGGAAUCCUUUUGAGCAGCCCAACCCGCUGGUGCCCAACAUCCAGCUGAAAAUCCCAUUGACUUUGUUGGAGUGUGCUGCCAGAGCCACCAUAAAUCACAGAAUCCCUUACGGUUGCCAUCUCCUUCCUUCCCACCUGUGUGAGGAUCUGGGAGUGGCUAAAACCUGCCAGUGUGGAAGUGCCUGCCUGAGCAGCUUCAUCCAGAUCACGGUGACCAUGAACCUGCACCACGUGGCUCACACCGUGGUGCUCGUGGACAACAUGGGAGGGACGGACGCUCCCAUCCUCUGCUACUUCUGUUCCCUGCACUGCUAUUCCCAGUUCCUGGACAGGCACCUCCAGAGCAACGGGUGACCACUGCUGGGUGCCAAAGCUCUGCCCAACAGAGAUCAAACAGCCCUCUGGCAGUGAGGGGACACAUCAGCCCGACCCGGUGCCUGACUCUCCCUCCACCACUGGAAUGUCCCUGUGGUCGGAAUGACGAGCGAUGCGGAGCUCCAACGAACCUUCCCUAGAAUGUAUUUGGCUUUCCUUUCCCUGUUCCCAGGCUUUGCUCGGAGCGUCGCGGCAGCUUUCCGAGUUUUGUGGAGUAAGGGGUUCCUUCUUGGGAGUUUAUCCCACACUUACUUGUCCCUGAGCUCUGCCCAUGGACAGUGUCUGCGUUGGCUUCCUCGCUGGACUCGGCUCUUUCCAGCUGUUUUACACGGAGGAGAAAUUAAGGCCCAAACCGGUUAUGUAAUUCCAGGUGCUUCUUUUUUUUUUAAGGGUUCUCUUACAACAUUCCCACUUCCAGCAGGGACCAGCAUUGCUGGUUUUUUACCAGAGCAAAUGGUGUUUUUUGGGGGUUUAUCUCUUUGUGAUACGAGAAAUGUCUUUUUUUUUCUAAGUAUGUGCCGGAAACUUUGUUUCUUAACUCUCGUGUUUUAACGAUUCUUGAAUUUGUUUCACCGUGUCGACUUAUUAAAUUUUGAAACCCUUCUA
Messenger RNA from Pseudopipra pipra, 2027 nucleotides. RefSeq names its product leucine rich repeat protein 1 (gene LRR1). The record is from RefSeq and is a predicted model, not a curated record. The coding region runs from base 144 to 1400 and encodes 418 amino acids. Gene Ontology annotation, molecular function: protein binding. NCBI's taxonomy places the organism in Eukaryota, Metazoa, Chordata, Aves, Passeriformes, Pipridae. The transcript is spliced from 4 exons.